This is a messenger RNA of Scylla paramamosain (green mud crab), 8108 nucleotides long. RefSeq lists its product as uncharacterized. Lineage: Eukaryota; Metazoa; Arthropoda; Malacostraca; Decapoda; Portunidae. Gene Ontology annotation, cellular component: nucleus. The record is from RefSeq and is a predicted model, not a curated record. The transcript has 15 exons. Bases 230 to 2302 code for a protein of 690 amino acids.
AGCUAUCAUGUGGUGAGAGAUGAGUGGCGUGGCGGGAGUGAAAUGCAGUGAGAAAGCGCGGUGACGAGGUGGGCAGAGUGGAGCCGCCUAGAGGGGGGAGGUGGGAGCACUCUAGCCACCUUUGUCACAUCCUCCACACUCAACGCGGGUAAAAUUGGACAUAACAAGGUGUCUAAUGUGGUGAGGGGGCCUGAAUCACCCAGGAAAGCAGAACUAUUUGUAUGUUGGGAUGGCAAAUGGAACCAAGAAGCCCGGCUACAUCAGCAGCUUCAUGUCCUUCUUGGAGUCACAGGACAUUGAUGACCCUGAUGAACCGAAUGCCUUGGCAGACACUAACAGUGCCUCAGACGAGGAGGAGGAGGAAGGAGUAAAUGUUGACAACAUCAAGAAAGAAGACUCUCCAGUAACCUUUGAUCCACCAGAGGAUGAGGGACUUGCCGACAAGGAAAUUAAGGUAGAAAUGGAGGAAAUAGCCUCUGCUGACUACAUCCCAGGGGAGGUCCAGGCCACUGAUGGGGAGAACACCAACAGCUCUGAGGCAACUAGCACAAGUGAGGGUGGCGAGACUUCCAAGGCUGGCCGGCGCAAUGUAGCAAGGAGAGGACGACCCAAGAAAGGUGCAGCACAAAGUGAGGCAAGACCCCAGAGGGAGAACCUGCGGAGAACAUCUCGGGCAGUGAAGCGGUACGGCAACACUGAGGUGGAGUCUGACAGCCUGGCAGACUCAGACCCAGACUUUCACCUCAGUGAUUCAGAUGAUGACCCAGACUUCAACCCAAUAGACAAAAAGACGAAUGCGGCCAGUGAUGACGAAGAGGAGAGGCCGAGGCGAGGGAAGGGGAGAGGCAGGGGAGGCACAACACACAGAGGCGUUUUCUCUUCUCAAGGCCGGGGUCGAGGGAUCAAACGAACACUUGAUAAAGAAAAUACUGCAUCUGCAAGCAAAUCUCCCACCACCACUUCCACCACCACCACCACCAUCACCACCACCACCACCACCACCACCACUGGCAGUCCCCCUAAGAGAAGAGGCCGGCCCCCAUCAUACCAGCCUGUCAAGAUCCUGCCCAAAUCAACCACUGAAGGAAAUGGCAGGACAGAGAGUGGUGGGCAGGACAAUGUAGUGAUCAUGAUGAAUGAAAGGAGAGGCCCUGCACAGCUAAGUUCAGCAUACAAUUACGCUGGAGGCCAAGUACAGCGGCAGCCCCAGAACAUCAUGGUGCCUGAGGGACCCGAGCUAACGGCGGAGCAGCUUGAAAUGGUAGAGUCCCAGUUCAAGAGUGGUGACUUUGUGAUGGCCAAGAAGGACAUGGAGAUGAUGGAGAACCCACCCAUAUGGAGGAUUGAUGGCAAGUCUCUCCUGCAGAAGUUCCAAGCAUUUGAGAAAGAUGGAAAGAUCCUCUACAGGAACAUAUCAACUUACUCUGGAUGGACGUCACAAGCCAAGGCUCUCUACCUGGGGGUCAAUGUGACCUUCGUGUUCCAGUCGCGGUAUGACACUGUGGUGCAGAUGUUGGGUUUCAAGCCUGAGGGGGAGGAGGAGGAGGAGUCAGAGAGCUCCAAGGAUGAUACCAGCAAACAAACCUGGUCAAACAUGAAGACUCAGCAGAUGGACAUUGAAAUCUCAGAGGAGCUGCGUUCACACAUGACAAGCUUUGAGAUUUACCUGCAGACGCUAAUCUCUCAGGCCCUGGAUAACAAUUUCCUUGUGGAAAUCUACGAAGAGAAUGAUGAAUACUUUGUGGAAAGAGUAAAGGUGAUUGAUGAACUAGCAGAACAGAGAAAAAAGAAGAUCCUUGAGAUUGUUGAGUGGAGCUCUCAAUUUAAGGAAUCAUUAGACACAUGGCCAUGUGUCAAUGUGAUGAUCAGGGCCACUAAGACCGUUGAGAUGUGUACAGCAUGCUCAAAGAACCCAUCUCUCAAGCUCCUCCAAAUGUAUGGGCAGCCAUACAGUCAGCAAACACUACGCUACAGGGAGGCGUUGCCCUCAGAGAGUGACAUCAAGAACUUUGAUGUAUGUGACAGCUGCUCCAACAUCUCCCAGCUGUACAACAAGGUGGCACACCAGAAAUAUGAUUACUAUUCUCAGUGUAAAUCCAAGGUGACCAACAUGAGAGUGGCUGACUCCAAGAAGGCCACCACAGCCAUUCUACAAGACCUGCUUGCUAAUGACCACUGGAUCACCAAGCUGUUCCGGUCAAUGUGUACAACGUGGAUCAAGGUAGACAGGCUCCACCAAGAUGAGGUUGAACGCUUGAAAAAAAGUGAACAAACUGUAAGUGCCACUGCCACUGCUACGUGAUAAGUGGCAGGAGUGGCAGGAAAGUGCACACAGGACAAAGCAUUGCCCAUAGCAGGGGUAGGGCACCUCACAGGAACUGGUGUGUAACUGUACUCCUGGUCCCCCACAAGGAAAGACCCGCCAGUGAAGUGACAAGUGACACACCUCAUCUGUGGGACUCGCAGUGAAAACAGUUCCAUGAGUGGUAUAAGUAAGCCUUUAAAUUGUUUGAAAUCAUAAAACUGGAAUGUGAGUGAAUUGGUUUCAAUUUGCACAGUUGCAGUGUUAUGAAAGGUGGGAUGCAGCAAAUAAGAAAGUGAGGCAUCACAGUAUAUAUGCCUUGGUCAUGGGAAAUCUUGAGAAGUACUGAAAAUUGUGGUUGUGGUGGAAGUGUUUGUUCAAGUAUUGCCACACAGCAUUAGGUGGUGCCACACAAGUGCAGUGAUGGUGGAGGAGGAAGGUAAACCUAAAAUUGUUAAUUGUCACAUACAUUUAUUAUAAUGUAGCAGUCACUGAAGAAUUCAUCAGCAUACAUGAGAGUCACUUGCUUGUCUCAGUAUGACCUCCUUAUGAAGAUACAGAGACAGUCUCUCAAAUCCAGUAUCCGCCUCACAAAGAAACUGAAAUUCUUUUUGUUUCUGAUGGUUCCAGCCUUCACACAGUACAAUAAAUAUCAUGAUACUAUGUUAUAUGGGUUACAGAAAAUAUUUGAUACAUUAAAUUAGUGUGUAGAAUAUUGUGGCAUAGAAGAUAAGCAUGAUAUCCAACCCUCAACAUUUUGCUUCCUUCUUGAUUAAGGUUUUCUUUUGGCGUGUGACUGGUUAGGUGUAUUUCAUUUCCUGAUUGUUUAUGAUUGACAUCUUGUUUCUUGUAAGCUGUGGAGCUGGUGAGUGUGACAGGACACCUUUCCCUUGCGAGGCAGAUGCAGAACUUGAAGGAAAGGUACUUAUUCCAAUUUGUUGUCUCUCCAUUGCCUAAUCAAUCAGUGAUUGUUGUAAGGAAUAUUUACUAUAGGUUUAUCAGUAAUGUGAGCUUCAUUAUUAUUAUUCACAAGCCUGAGCUUCAUUAGAGCCAGCUUGUGCUUUUGUUUUGAAAUCCAUGACUGCAACUGAAGUUUGCCUCCAGCAAACUCUAGGGGAUCACUUCACCAGCAAAGCAGACUCCUAGUACCUAUGUGUCACGUCAAUAAAGGUGGUGUCUUGUGCUGUGCGUCUCCCAUCUUCAUGAUAAGUGAUACACACGAUGCUUCUCUUGUGGAUGUACUAAAGGUUGGGAGGAAGUGCUCUAUAGUGCAGAACUACUCAUCAACUGAAUCUUGCAAAACCUGUCAUUGGGAAUCUUUGUUUCUCUCAUUAUCUACCAAAGCAGAUGUUCUUAAAUAAUGUGUCCUAUUUUGAUUAAUUUUCAGUUUGGUGCAUUGUGCUCAGAAUUCUUGGUUGUGUUUUUCUCUCUCUCUCUCUCUCUCUCUCUCUCUCUCUCUCUCUCUCUCUCUCUCUCUCUCUCUCUCUCUCUCUCUCUCUCUCUCUCUCUCUCUCUCUCUCUCUCUCUCCUCUCUCUCUCUCUCUCUCUCUCUCUCUCUCUCUCUCUCUCUCUUUCUCGUGUGUGUGUGUGUGUGUGUGUGUGUGUGUGUGUGUGUGUGUGUGUGUGUGUUAACUUGUGCUAAAGUCAGCUGGUGACACUUGUGAGUGCUGGUGAGGUCACUCAGGUCUGGCAGUCCAGCUUGAGAUGGAUGCACAACAAAAACACAUUUUCAUAAAUCCUGACCAAUUUGUAGAAGUUGACCAAAAAAAAUGUGUCUCUGCUGCUGUCUCUGGCUCAGAAUUUGUCAUUCAUUGUUCUUGUUGUUCUUGAUUUUCAUCACUUCAUUCAUAGAUUCAUGGCAUAUACAUAAUAGAAGUUAUUUUUAUACAUAAAAAGUAAGGCAGUUUGGCAUAGUAUUAUUGAUGUUUUUUAAAAAAUUCACUAUUCAUUAUUUAGGAAAGUAAUGGAAGACUAUGGAAGAGUAGUGCUUGAGAGAUGAACUUUAGGAACCUCUACUGGAUCACAUUGAGGAAGUGUGAGUGACAGGUUGAAAGACAACAGUCAGUGAGAGCCUAGGACUUAAAUCAUGAAAUGUUUGAACAGGGGAAGCCUAAUGCUGAAAUUAUAUGGCACUUUGAAAAGAAGAGAAAAAGUGAAAUAAUGAGAAAAUAUAAAUUUUGUUAGAUGAUGUGAAAAGAUUUAAUACAUCAUUACCAUUUGUGAGGCCAGAGGUUGAAGAAUAUAUUUAGGAAAGCAGUAUUGACAUGGAGAAGCAAAGGUGGAGAUUUUCUUGUGGUGGGAAUUAAUGAAGGGCAUGAAAUCAAGGUAAUAGAUGGCAUUUGUAAAGAAAGUCAUUCCAUUCAAUAAAACAUUUCUCAUGUGAACGUUGCAACAAGUGUGGGAGGGUAGUGAAAGGAAACCAGGUUAAGAAACUAAUCCAGUGGUCUCAUGCGUGCCACACCUCUCCGGGUUCAUGAUUCACUAAUUAUGUGUGCUUCAAUAGGCAUUAUGCAUCUGUCAUGCCAGUAUGCCCCUGGGCUGUGCCUUUCUUGCUUUGGAGGUACACAUUUUGUGACCAGUGUAGUCUGUUACCUUCCUUUGAUGCAUUUCGUGCAGCACUGAUGCAUAGAGGCUGCUAGUGCGCUUUACAGGUGCGUCAAAGAUGAAUGCUUCCAGAUAGCACUUGCUUCAAUGAUUGUGCAACAAAUAUUAGAGUAGCUGAUUUCUAUCUAUCUUAUCUUCCUAAUGCCUUGCUCCCUUUGGGUGUGUCCCCACAGGGAUGGCUGCUGCAAAAGAGCCCCUGCCUUUCUAUCCAAAGACUUCUUGCUUGUUCAAAUCCUACAAGUAUCUCUCACAUGUGUGCUAUUUUACUGUAUUCUUCCACUUUCCAAGUGGUCUUCCUUUCCUAUUGAGAUUAAGUUUUACUUUUAGACACUCAUCACAAUUUAUUUAUAUUCAUCAGUGGUUUAAAGUGAAUUCUGCAUAAUUUGAAUAGUAUAUUCCCAUAUGGAGUGAUGUCAUGCUUUUGCUUCUGUUCCAUGAGCAUGUAUAAAUCACUGAUCUCCAUUAGAAUUUAUAGACUACAAUAUCAAAUUGAUGAGCUGGUGAAACACACUUUGCCAGUAUACAAGCAAGCUAAAAUGUAUAUGUAAGCUAAGAAUAAAUUAAAAAGGACGAUAACAGUACAAAUUCCGUAUUACAUCAGUAUAAACAAGUAACCAAGUGGUGGUAGUGGGAGGCGGAAUGUGUCAUGUGGAACACAAGCUGAGAUAGGCUCCCAUCACCCCCACCCAAAGAAUCUGUGAGCUGAGCAGUCCUUGCUGGUGGAGUAGGACACACUCAUCCUGGUCCACCAGCAGGAGGUUGUACUAUGAGUGGCUUGCCAGCAUCUUGACGCCCAAACUGCAGGUGUUUAAUGGAGUUAAAUUUUAUGAACCUCGCACAUUUAUUUCAUAUCAUUAUAUAUCUACACAAAUUUAUGGGGAUUCUAUUUUUUAUAAUUUUAUUUAUUUAUUUUUUUUUUUAACAAACUAAUGAGGCUUUACUUUUUAAUUGUAUUCUUUGUGUAAUUGCAAUUUUCCUUAUCAAUUCACUCACAGAAUUUAAACAUGCUUAAAGAAAGAGGAGUGUACACUUUAACAAAUUGCUCUUCAUCUUCUCAGUGCACAAUACCUCAUUCCAGUUGCACAGGAAUCCAUGUUGGAUCUUUCAUAUAAAUUGGCAUGCAUAUUCAUAGUUGCAAGAUCAAUUAUUGAUAGGUUAUUUUCUUCAUCAGUUACUUUAUAUCUGAUUGAUUUCACAUUGUUAUUGAAAUCAGUGUCUGUUGUUGUAGUGCUGUAUAUCUAACGCAUCUGUGAAGUGAUAUUAAGACAUGGAAGAAAAGAGAAAAAAGGAAGGUUAUUGGUGUAAAUGCCAGAACAAAUACUUAAUCAUCUCAAAAUAUGUGAACUCAGUGAUUUAUCAGCUCCAUUCCAGUUCUCUAAAAGAAAAGCAAGUGCAGAAUUUAAGAGGCCUCUGUAUUGUGUACUUACCAAUUCACUGGCAUUCGUUUCUUGGCUUGGGUUUCCUUCACAACAUGCCAAUGAUGCAUUUAUUGGUGAAACUUUACAGCUCAUGUUGGAAUGGCAGCUGUCCAUAUUCUGCAUUGACACUUCCAGUCACCAUUGUCAUCUGUAGGGCAUUUCAGUACAAGGCCAGGGGAUGCUAUAGACCUCAAAAAUUUAUGACAUGGAGGAAGAAACUCAUUGUGUGAAGUGGGCCACACUGUCAUUCAAGUAUUGACAGCUAACACCAUCACACAGUACAUGUCAUGCCUUAAAUAUGUGGGGCUGCUGGCGAAUACUUGGGAGUGUUAUGGACAAGGCUGUUCUGCUGCAUCACAGGAGCACCAUGUGGAUAGUUUUAUCAUUUUCAUGUAGACGUGAUCACACAUAUGUUAUUUCUUCAGUCAUUGAAUAUCAGGACAUUUAUCUAAUUCUCACUUUGCAGUAUGACUGAGUGUGCAAGUGUUACUGGACACUGCACGUCAGGUGACAGGAAGUGGCUGGCUGAAGGGAGGUAUGCAAUAUAUGCAUAGGGUCUCCUUGAUAGUAUUAAUACAUAGUGAAUAGAUGUUACAGCAGAGCCACAAGUGGUGGUAAUAAUGUUGAAACACUAUCACCUACGUAUUGAUUAGGUUUAAGUAUUAAUCCCAAGCAAUGUUUCUUUCAUAAUGUUUGAUCAUUCGGAAAUAAAUUUGAAGCACUUGUACAUGAAUUGCCUCUCCCAGGCACACAGUAACUGAGUGCAUGAAUUUCAGCCAUUUGUCAUAUAUUUUUACUAAUCUGUUUUCCAUAUUAAUGCAGUAGAUAACUGUGUUGGGUUUUAGUCCAACAUUAGUUUCCAUUAAAUUAAAUUCUUUAUUUUAAAGCAUAAGUUCCAAAGUAAUUCACUUCUUUGUAAUCUCUCCUGAGUUCAUACAUAGUUUUGUUUGACCACAUCUUCAGUCUCAUGUUUUUUUUCCUUUAUUUCAUCCUACUGAUUCAUCCUUAGUGUCAUAUUCAGACCUUCUCAGGGUUGCUUGUUUUACCAUUGAGCCACCAGAACUGUACAUAUUUAAGUGUUCCAUAUAUGGACUCCUGUGGGGCUGUGGGACACCUCCAAGUGGAAAAUAUCUAUUAUGUAGGUUUUGUAUUUUUUAAUUCUAUCAUAAGACAUGAUUUUAUUUUGUACUUAUUUUGUAUUCUUUCUAGCAAAAACUGAUGUUAAUAUUAAACAACCUUCAUCUGACCUAAUACAGCAAUUUCAAAUCAAGUUAUGUACAAGAUUGCUACAGGCAUCAGGUUUUUAGGAAGGUCUGGAUUUGAGAGAGGAGUGCUGCUAUUUACAUUGUACAGAAGAGUGAAGUCAUAACUAAAGUUUUACCAUGGUAUAAAUCAAGAUAAUGUUACUGAAUGUCAGCAGUAUGGAUUAAGCAAAGCAAAGAUGUUAUAAUUAUUGUUUCAUACCAGGCCAUGAUUUAUUUAUUUUUUUUUUUUUUUAUUUAUUUUUCUUACUUCAUAUUCUAUGUUUUCUGUUUUAUUGAUUUGAUAAAUCUGGAAAUUAAUGAUUUCUCGCACUAAGAAAGUUAGCAGGCUGCUGCUGUCACUGUUCAGAACAUGAUGUCCUUAAAAGUUUUGAUACUUAAAUUAUGAACUUGAUUUACAGUUGUGUAGGGAAGUGAAAAGCCAAGAAGUAUAUUAUAAAAAUGUCUUAUUUGACAAUUUCCUACAAAUUAUUUACUUUAUCAAGGUGCAAAAUGCACACCAAAAAAUAAAGUGUUUUUGUA